AGAGGUGAUAAUGAGGGAAAAGGAAGAUAUCGAACACAUGAAGGCUGAGAUGAAAGUACAGAAAGACGCUCUAGAACACAAGGUGGAAGAGUUAGAGAUGGACAAGGCCAAGGUAGACAUGAUUUCUACUGAGCUCCAAACACAAAAAGAAGAAAUGGAAAUGUCUGCAGACAUCAGGAAGGAAAAAGAAGAAUUGGCAACAAUGACAGAGGAGAUAAUGAGGGAGAAACUUGAUUUGGAAAAGGCCAGGGCUGAGAUAAAUGUACAAAGAGAUGGCAUUGAGAGCCAGAUGGAUGAAAUGAGGAGAGAAAAAGCCAAGGUGGACAUGAUUUCUGCAAAUCUAGUAAGAGACAGGGAAGAAAUCAAUGAAUCCAUAGAAAGGAUCAAGAUGGAAAAAGAUGAGGUGGAAGCCACCAUGGCUCAAGCUGUGACGCAGAAGGAAAUGGUGGAACUCAUGAUGGAGGAUCUGGAGAAGCAGAAAGACAAAAUGGCUGUCAUUAAGGCUGACCUGCAGAAAGACAAAGAAGAAUCUGAGAUAAAAGAAGAGAGAGAUGGCAUUGACAAGCAGAUGGAUGAGAUGAGGAGAGAAAAAGCCAAAAUGGACAUGAUUUCUGUAAGUCUAGAAAGAGAAAGGGAAGAAAUCAAUGAAACCGCUGAGCGGAUAAAGAAGGAAAGAGAUGAGGUGGAAGCCGACAAGGCUCAGGUCCUGAUGCAGAUGGUAUUGGUCGAGCUCAACAUGGAGGAAUUUGAGAAGCAGAAAGACAAAAUAGAUGGUGUUAUGGCUGACUUGCAAAAAGAAAAAGAUGUAAUGGAAAAAACCAGAGAGGAGAUCAGGAGAGAGAAAGAUGAUUUGGAGAAAGCUAAGGCUGAGAUAAAUGUACAAAGAGAUGGCAUUGACAUCCAGAUGGAGGAGAUGAGGAGAGAAAAGGCCAAGAUGGACAUGAUCUCUGAAAGUCUAGAAAAAGAAAGAGAAGAAAUCAAUGAAUCCAAAGAAAGGCUCAAGAAGAAAAAAGAUGAGGUGGAAGCCACGAAGGCUCCAGUUCUCACGCAGAAGGAAUUGAUAGAGCUCAGUAUGGAGGAUAUGGAGAAGCAGAAAGAAAUGUUGGGUGUUAUUAUGGCUGACAUGCAGAAAGACAAAGAAGAAAUGGAACAAACGAGGAAGGAGAUUAGGAUAGAGACAGGUGACUUGGAAAAAGCCAAGGCAGAAGUAAAACUACAGAAAGAUGCCCUUGAGAAACAGGCUAAAGACAUGAUGACAGAGAGAGACAAAGUGGAGCAGUUGUCAGCUGAGCUAAGGGAAGAAAAAGAAAAAUUGGAAACAAUCAAAGAGGAGAUAAUGAGGGAGAAACUUGAUUUGAAAAAGAUCAAAGCUGAUGCAAAGGCACAGAGGGAAGACCUUGACAACCAGAUAGAUGAGAUUGGUAAAGAGAGAGCUAAAGUGGAAAUGAUGUCUACUGACAUGAGGAAUGAAAGAAAAGAACUGGAAACAAUGAGGGAAUUGAUGAGCAAGGAGAAACUUGAUUUAGAUAAUGCCAAAGCUGAGAUAAAAGAAAAGGAAGAUUAUCUGGAGAACACCAUGGAAGAAAUGAUGACAGAGAAGAAUAAAAUACAUCAAAUGAAUCUUGAGUUUCAGAAACAGACAGAUGAGAUUGCACAAUUCAAAGAGGAGAUUUCGCAUGAAAAGAAUAACAUACAGAUAAUGAGGACUGAUCUGGAGAGACAGAGAGAUGAAAUUGAGAAAUCCAGGGAGGAGAUAAUGAGGGAAAAGGAAGAUAUCGAACACAUGAAGGCUGAGAUGAAAGUACAGAAAGAAGCUCUAGAACAGAAGGUGGAAGAGCUAGAGAUGGACAAGGCCAAGGUAGACAUGAUUUCUACUGAGCUCCAAACACAAAAAGAAGAAAUGGAAGAGAGAGAUGGCAUUGACAAGCAGAGGAAUGACCUUAUUACAGAGAAAGCCAGAAUGGAUAUGAUUUCUGUAAGUCUAGAAAGAGAAAGGGAAGAAAUCAAUGAAACCGCUGAGCGGAUAAAGAAGGAAAGAGAUGAGGUGGAAGCCGACAAGGCUCAAGUCCUGAUGCAGAUGGUAUUGGUAGAGCUCAACAUGGAGGAAUUUGAGAAGCAGAAAGACAAAAUAGAUGGUGUUAUGGCUGACUUGCAAAAAGAAAAAGAUGUAAUGGAAAAAACCAGAGAGGAGAUCAGGAGAGAGAAAGAUGAUUUGGAGAAAGCCAAGGCUGAGAUAAAUGUACAAAGAGAUGGCAUUGACAUCCAGAUGGAGGAGAUGAGGAGAGAAAAGGCCAAGAUGGACAUGAUCUCUGAAAGUCUAGAAAAAGAAAGAGAAGAAAUCAAUGAAUCCAAAGAAAGGCUCAAGAAGGAAAAAGAUGAGGUGGAAGCCACGAAGGCUCCAGUUCUCACGCAGAAGGAAUUGAUAGAGCUCAGUAUGGAGGAUAUGGAGAAGCAGAAAGAAAUGUUGGGUGUUAUUAUGGCUGACAUGCAGAAAGACAAAGAAGAAAUGGAACAAUCGAGGAAGGAGAUUAGGAUAGAGAAAGGUGACUUGGAAAAAGCCAAGGCAGAAGUAAAUCUACAGAAAGAUGUCCUUGAGAAGCAGGCGAAAGACAUGAUGACAGAGAGAGACAAAGUGGAGCAGUUGUCAGCUGAGCUAAGGGAAGAAAAAGAAAAAUUGGAAACAAUCAAAGAGGAGAUAAUGAGGGAGAAACUUGAUUUGAAAAAGAUCAAAGCUGAUGCAAAGGCACAGAGGGAAGACCUUGACAACCAGAUAGAUGAGAUUGGUAAAGAGAGAGCUAAAGUAGACAUGAUGUCUACUGACAUGAGGAAUGAAAGAAAAGAACUGGAAACAAUGAGGGAAGAAAUGAGCAAGGAGAAACUUGAUUUAGAUAAUGCCAAAUCUGAGAUAAAAGAAAAGGAAGAUUAUCUGGAGAACACCAUGGAAGAAAUGAUGACAGAGAAGAAUAAAAUACAUCAAAUGAACCUUGAGUUUCAGAAACAGACAGAUGAGAUUGCACAAUUCAAAGAGGAGAUUUCGCAUGAAAAGAAUAACAUAGAGUUAAUGAGGACUGAUUUGGGGAGACAGAGAGAUGAAAUUGAGAAAUCCAGGGAGGAGAUAAUGAGGGAAAAAGAUGAUAUCAAACACAUGAAGGUUGAGAUGAAAGUACAGAAAGAAGCUCUAGAACAGAAGGUGGAAGAGCUAGAGAUGGACAAGGCCAAGGUAGACAUGAUUUCUGCUGAGCUCCAAGCACAAAAAGAAGAAAUGGAACAAAGCAGGGAGGAGAUGAGGAGAGAGAAAGAUGACUUGGAA
This is a messenger RNA of Megalops cyprinoides (Indo-Pacific tarpon), 3310 nucleotides long. RefSeq names its product myosin-10-like. The record is from RefSeq and is a predicted model, not a curated record. The annotation marks the transcript as partial. The transcript is spliced from 4 exons. Lineage: Eukaryota; Metazoa; Chordata; Actinopteri; Elopiformes; Megalopidae.